Molecule: messenger RNA, 8377 nt
Organism: Pelagomonas calceolata
Lineage: Eukaryota; Pelagophyceae; Pelagomonadales; Pelagomonadaceae
Source: the annotation of a GenBank genome assembly
GCUGCAGUGCGGGUCCCGGCUCAAGCCAGCACGCUAGUGAAGGAUAGGCAGCCGCCAGCUGAAUCGAGGCAGCCCUACAGGCAGCACCAAAAUGGGCGGCGGCGUAUCAUCUCUCCCGGCAGAGGUCUCGCUUGCCGAGGCGAAGGAGCUGGCGGGCGCCAAGUGGCAGCCCGCGUGGGAGGAGAAGUUCGCGGAAGCCAAGAUCUCCAAGGACGAGGCAAUACAAUGCUGGAAGGAGUCCGAGGCCAAGGCCGCAAUCUCCGAGGCGCUCUACGAAAAGCUCCACGGCGCCGACCGCUCCAGCGUUGCGGAGGCGCUGGAUUUCUCGGCCAUCGUUAAUGAAAAGCGCGGGCAGCACCUGCCCGGCACGCGCGAGUGGGUCUUCGAGGCGGUGCUCCGCUGGCGGACCGACGCUGAUAGCGCCAAGCUCUUUUGGCUCGUGGGUGGCGGCGGCACGGGCAAGAGCGUGGCAGCGGCUGAAUUGCUCGCGCGACUGCUCGACAAACAAAACGCGGCCGCGUGGCAUUUCUGCAAGCACACCGAGCCGGCGCGAUCAGCUCCAGCGGUGCUGCUGCGGUCUCUGGCGGGCAUGCUUUGCGCCACGGUCGAGGCCUUCGAAGACGCGCUGAAGGAGAGCGCGGGCGUCGAGACUGACAAGGUCGACGAGCUCUUCGAGGCUUUACUAGCAAAGCCGUUGCGAAGCGUCGAGGCGCCGCGCGGCGCGGACGACGCCCUCGUAUUAGUCAUAGACGCGCUCGACGAACUGCCGCGGGACGCGCUGCAACCAGUGUUAUCGCUGCUCGCGACCGAGCUCAAGACGCUGCCGCCGUGGAUCAAACUUGUCGUGACGAGCCGCGACGAAGCGCAGAUUAAGGGUGCCCUCUCGGGGUACACGCCGUCGGAGCUGCGCGUCGACGAGGCGAGGAACCGGCAGGACGUGAGGGCGUACCUGACGGUACUCGCGAAGGAACACGUCGAGCUCGAGGUGACGAUGGAGUCGCUGCGGCACGAGGUCGAGGCGAAGUUCCCGGGCUUGAAGAAUCUCGACACGUUCGCCGACCUCGAGGAUCCGCUGCGCCGGUCAAAGGGCGCGUACGACGAGGCGGUCCGCGGCGUUGCUGGGAUCCACGAGCUCGAAAAGUAUAAGGAGCGACGUCUCGACUUGAUGCAAGACGAGACCGACUUCGACAAGCUCUACGCCGACGCAUCGCUGGCGCAGACGAUUUUGGUCGAUGCGCUGAAGACGCUGCCGGGCGACGUGGCGGACCCAGGCGUCAAAGGGCGUGGAUCCGCGGAGCGCAAGCUCGCGGACAAGUACACCGACAAGAAUGGGGUGCCACAUCCCGAGAAGUUUCGGGACCUCUCGCGCGCGACGGUCCUUUCCGGAAGCGCUACUGACCUACUGAAGGUGCUGACCGAAUUGGACGGUGGCGGCCUCGGCCUGGAGAUCGCUCAAUUAAAAAACAAGUUUGCCAGUCCGACGCCGCUCGGCUACCGCGAUAUGAAUUUGAACGUCAGCACACGCCUCGACGACGGCCGAAAACAUCUCGCCGAGGUUCAGCUGAAUUUAAAGAGCGUCGCGAAUGCCAAGCACAUCGCCCACGAGCAAUACGAAGUCAUUAGACUGGCGUUGCCGAAGAUGUGCGAGGGCACGAGCGUUGGCGCGGGUGCGCUCGAAGCCUUUAUUGCCGAGCGUCUCAACUCGUCGGCGCUCGACGCGGCUGUCACUUCGCUCGAACGGAAGGCCGGGGGACUGAUGCUCUACGCGCGGCUCAUCGCAGACCAGCUCGAGGCCACGAGCGGCAAGAUCGACUUUGCGAGGGUCGGCGCGCUGCCGGCGGGCCUCGACGAGAUCUACGCGGAGAACUUUCGGCGCGUGUUUGUCGACGAUGGCGCGUGGGGUGAUGCGCUGCCGCUCGUCGAAUUAAUCUGCGCUGCUGGAGAGCCGUUGACCGUCGACGCGGCGAGUGGUGCGCUGGGCUGGGAUCGAGCGCGGUGCAGGAAGGUCUGUGACGGCGUGUCCCUGCUGUUCCCGCUGCGCGAGGGCGACGUCAUUGGCGUAUUACACAAGACCGUGACUGACUGGCUGAUGGGCGAGGCGCCGUUCGACAAGCGCUCUUCUGAGGACGCGUUCUUCGUCGCGCGGGACGCGGCGCACCGGCGGCUGGCGCGGGCGUGUGCUCGGGCGAUUCGUGCUGGGGUUCUGGAUACGGAGUCGUACUCGAGCGACGCCGCCGCGGAUGUGGUGCUCGCAUCAUUUGUGGAGGGCGAGGGCGGCGUGGCGUCGGAUGCAUAUGCGUUGCGUUGGUGUUUGUUCCACUUGAAGCGGUCGAGAAACGAGGGCGAGGCCGUCGCGGUCGCCUGCAGUCUCUCGUACGUGCGAAAACGGAGCGCUGGCGAUAUUGUUUCCUUCGUGGCGGACCUGAACGUACUUCAGGGUCAGGACACACUGCUUCUUUCCGACUCCUUGGUGUUGUCGCGGAACCUGCUGUCACGGGGAUUGCCUCUCUUAGAGCAGUUGUGGCAGCGGCUUGUGCCGCGCGCCAAUGCGGAAUCGUCUCCUGCCGCGCGCCGCCUAGCCGACGAUGCCAAGAGUGCUGCGAGCAAGCUGCCGCUCUCGGCCGUGCGGCCGAUGGGUCUGACGGCGGCGGGUGGGGCGGAGCGAUGUCUGAUUGAGACUCAGGCUGAGUGCUUGGCGACGUUCGUGGAUCCGGCGACGGGCGAGCCGCGGGUUGCUUGUGGAGUAGGUGGCGUGUAUAGUCGCGAAGUGCGCAUCUACGAUCCGGUCGCGGGCGGCGCGGCGCUGGUCGUGAUUGAUGUAGGCUCGGAUGUGUACGCGCUGGCGGUCUUCACAGAUCCGGCGACGGGCGAGCCGUGUUUGGCUUGUGGCUGUUAUGAUGGGAAGGUGCGCAUCUUCGACCCGGUCGCCGGUGGCGAGGCGUUGCUCGUGCUCGAGGUGGGCUCGAGCGUGUAUUCGCUGGCGGUCUUCGCGGAUCCAGCGACGGGUGCGCCGCGGCUCGCGAGUGGAUCAAGGGACGGAAAGGUGCGCGUCUACGACCCGAUCGCGGGCGGCGAGGCGCUGCUCGUGAUCAACGUCGGCGACGAUGUGAAUGUGCUGGCGUUCUUUGUGGACCCGGCGACGGGCGAGCCUCGGCUUGCGUGCGCGCCGGGAAAGAAGGUGCUUGUCUUCGAUCCGAUCGCGGGCGGCGACGCGCUGCUCGUGCUAGAUAUUGGCGAGACUGUGAAUGCGCUGGCGGUCUUCAAGGAGCCAGCGACGAGCGCGCCGGGGCUCGCGUGCGGCACCGUGAAACGAGAUAGGUGGGGUGAUGUAGUUGGCGGCGACGUGCGCGUCUUUGACGCGGUUUCUGGCGGUGACGCGCUGCUCGUGAUCGACGUGGGAUCUUGCGUGAAUGCACUGGUCGCAUUUAAAGACCUGGCGACGGGUGCGCUGCGGCUCGCGAGCGGGUCGGAGGACAACAAGGUGCGCAUCUUCGACCCGGUCGCGGGCGGCGAGGCGCUGGUCGUGCUCGAGGGACACGAGGAAACAGUGUGGGCUUUGAUAGCCUUCGUGGACCCAGCGACGGGCGAGCCGCGGCUCGUGAGCGCAUCAAAUGACGUCCGAGUCUGGAACCCGGCGGCGGGCGGCGCGGCGAUCGAGGCGGAGCCCGAGGGGCACUCUAAUAGAGUGAAUGCCCUAGUGACCUUUGUGGAUCCGGCGACGGGCGCGCUGCGGGUCGCGACCGGGUCGCGUGAUAAGAUGAUUCGCGUGUGGGACGCUGAUACUGGUGAUUCGGUGCUCGUGAUUGACGUCGGCGAGACCGUGAUGGCGCUGGCGUUCUUUGUGGACCCGGCGACGGGCGCGCCGCGGCUCGUGACUGACUCUGGAAAGGUCUUUGACCCGGUCGCGGGCGGCGAGGCGCUGGUCGUGAUCGAUAUGGAAGCUAGCGCGCUGGAAGUCUUCACAGACCCGGCGACUGGCGCGCCGCGGCUCGCUUGUGGCUCUUACGAUCAUCAUGUCAUUGGGAAAGUGCGCGUCUUCAACCCGGUCGCUGGUGGUGAAGCGCUGGUCGUGAUCGAUGUUGGCUCGGAGGUGAAGGCGCUGGCGGUCUUCGCGGACCCGGCGACUGGUGAAUUGCGAAUCGCUUGUGGUUGUGACGACAAGAAGGUGCGCAUCUACAACCCAAUUGCGGGCGGCGAGGCAUUGCUCGUGCUCGAGGGGCAUACGUCUCGGGUGAAUUCUUUGACUGUUUUCACAGACCCGGCGACGGGCGGACUUCGCCUCGCGAGCGGGUCACAAGGCGGUUCCGUGCGCGUCUGGGACUUGGCCGCGGGCGCGGCGCUGUUCGUGCUCGAGGGACACACAAGCGCCGUUUUCGCGCUGACAGCCUUCGCGGACCCGGCGACGGGCGAGAUGCGGCUCGGGAGCGGGGGCCGCAAGACCUUGCGGGUGUGGGACGCGAGCAAGGGCGGUGCGGCGCUGCGGGUGGUUCCUUUUGAAGAUGGUGUUUUUGCUUUGACCCUCAGGGACGACAAGCGAGGGCUCUUCGUGGCUUUCGGGAAGCGGUGGGGGGAAUUGCGCGUCGAGAGCGGCACAACGCCCCUGACGCUAGCAUGCUACAAGGGUGACGUCGCCGCAAUAAACGAUCUUCUUCAGCAGGGCGCUGGCGUCGACCAGGAAGAUAAUGACGGUUAUGCGCCACUGUUCGUCGCGAGUCUGAAAGGACACGUCGACGCAGCGUGCGUGCUGCUCGAUGCGGGCGCCGCGGUCGAUAAGAGGCGUGAGGGUGAUUGGUCGCCGUUUGGGAUUGCUUGUGCCCUUGGGCACCUCGACGUGGCGACGCUAUUGGUGGAGCGAGGUGUUGAUACCGACGCAAUCAACACGUGUGUUGGCGGAAUGCCGCCGCUUCUAUUUGCUUGCCGGAACCGGAAUCUUGGUGCGAUGCGGUUAUGUCUCGAGCGCGGCGCCGAUCCGAAUUGGGCGAACGAAGACGGUCGUACGGUUCUGUAUGACGCGUGCAAAAACGAUAGCGUCGACGUGGCGCGGCUGUUGCUAGACAAAGGCGCGGAGGUCGAUCGGGCGCAGAAGGACGGCGCGACGCCGCUAUACGCAGCGUGCUUGAAGGGCCACGUCGACGCGGCGCAACUCCUGUUGGAGCGCGGCGCCGCGUUCAAGGACGACGGCAGUGCCUUCUGCGAGGGCGACACGGUCGAGGCCAGGUAUCAAGGCCAGAAAUAUUAUCCGGGAAAAAUCAGCCGGGAUUGCGGCGAGGGAAAGUAUGACAUCGCUUACGACGACGGAGACAAGGAGGAGGGUGUCGACGCGCGGCUCAUCCGCAAGCAAACACUCUCACCGCUGUACGCUGCGUGUGAGAAGGGCCACGUCGACGCGGCACGACUGUUGUUGGAAAAAGGCGCGGAUGCCGAUCGGGCGACAGAGGACGGUCGGACGCCGCUGUGGAUCGCCUGCCAGAAGGGACACGUCGACGCGGCGCGGCUGUUGCUGGACAACGGCGCGGAGGUCAACCGGGCGACGGAGCGCGGUCAGACGCCGCUGUUCAUCGCCUGCGAGGAGGGCCACGUCGACGCGGCGCGGCUGUUGCUGGACAACGGCGCGGAGGUCAACCGGGCAACGGAGCGCGGUCAGACGCCGCUGUUCAUCGCCUGCGAGGAGGGCCACGUCGACGCGGCGCGGCUGCUGCUGGACAACGGCGCAGAGGUCGACCGGGCGGAUAAGCGAGGCAUGACGCCGCUGGACAUUGCGAGGCGUAAGGACCAUGACGCGGUUGUCGCGCUGCUCGAGGAACACUUGGAUUCGAAAUUCCCACUUCACGCCGCGGCGAGGACCGGCGACGUCGACGCGAUGACUCAACUCCUGGACGGCGGCGCCACGGUCGACGCAAAGAAGGACGGCUCGACGCCCCUAUUCGUAGCGUGCAAGGGCGGCCGCGUCGACGCGGCGCGGCUGUUGCUGGGGAAAGGCGCGGAGGUAGAUCAGGCAGACAAAUACGGCAAGACGGCACUGUACGCAGCCUGCUGGAAGGGCCACGUCGAAACGGCGCGGCUGUUGCUGGACAAAGGCGCGGAGGUCGAUCGGGCGGAAAAUGACGGCUGGACGCCGCUGUUCAUCGCCUGCGAGGAGGGCCACGUCGACGCGGCGCGGCUGUUGUUAGAUAAAGGCGCGGAGGUCGACCGGGCGGAAGAGGACGGUUGGACGCCGCUGUAUGUCUCCUGCAAGAACGGCCACGUGGACGCGGCGAGGUUUUUGGUAGAUAAAGGUGCGGGGGUCGACCGAGCGGAUAAGCGAGGCAGGACGCCGCUGGACAUUGCGAAGCGUGAGGACCAUGAUGCGGUUGUCGCGCUGCUCGAGGAACACUUGGAUUCGAAGUUCCCACUUCACGCUGCGGCAAGGACCGGCGACGUCGAGGCGAUGACUCAACUCCUGGACGGCGGCGCAGAGGUAGACGCAAAGAAGGACGACGCGACUCCAGUGUUCAUCGCCUGCCAGAACGGCCACGUCGAAGCUGUGCGUCUGCUGCUGGAGAAAGACGCGGAGGUCGACCGGGCGACGGAGCGCGGUCAGACGCCGCUGUUCAUCGCCUGCUCGAAGGGCCACGUCGACACGGUGCGGCUGUUGUUAGAUAAAGGUGCGGGGGUCGACCGAGCGGAUAAGCGAGGCAGGACGCCGCUGGACAUUGCGAAGCGUGAGGACCAUGACGCGGUUGUCGCGCUGCUCGAGGAGCACAUCGAUGCGAAAUUCCCACUUCACGCCGCGGCGAGGACCGGCGACGUCGAGGCGAUCACUCAACUCCUGGACUGCGGCGCAGUGGUAGACGCAAAGAAUGACGACGCGACUCCAGUGUUCAUCGCCUGCCAGAACGGCCACGUCGAAGCUGUGCGUCUGCUGCUGGAGAAAGACGCGGAGGUCGACCGGGCGACGGAGCGCGGUCAGACGCCGCUGUUCAUCGCCUGCUCGAAGGGCCACGUCGACACGGUGCGGCUGUUGUUAGAUAAAGGUGCGGGGGUCGACCGAGCGGAUAAGCGAGGCAGGACGCCGCUGGACAUUGCGAAGCGUGAGGACCAUGACGCGGUUGUCGCGCUGCUCGAGGAGCACAUCGAUGCGAAAUUCCCACUUCACGCCGCGGCGAGGACCGGCGACGUCGAGGCGAUCACUCAACUCCUGGACGGCGGCGCAGAGGUAGACGCAGAGAAGAACGGUGCGACGCCGCUAUUCAUCGCCUGCCAGAAGGGCCACGUCGACACGGCGCGGCUCUUGUUGGAGCGCGGCGCCGCGUUCAAUAGUAGCGCCCUCUGCGAAGGCGACACGGUCGAGGCAAAGUAUCGAGGCCGGAAAUAUUAUCCCGGAAAAAUCAGCCGGGACUGCGGCGAGGGCAAGUACGACAUCACUUACGACGACGGGGACAAGGAGAAGAACGUCGAGGCGCGGCUCAUCCGUAGGCUACCACUCUCGCCGCUCGACAUCGCGCAGGAAAACGGACACGCGGCCGUCGUGGCGCUGCUCGAGGAGCAUCAUUGGAGGCCUUCGUCCGUCGGGCGGGGAAACUCCAGCUCGACAUCGUCAAAAAGGAAAUCAACCGCUAGCGGGCCCGCGCGCGGCGGCACGGAGGACGCCAUGGCCGCGAUGGCCGACGGCGGCGAGGGCGACGAGAAAGCUUUGAGGUUCUACACGGCUUGUUUUGAUGGGAAUUUGGACGAAGUCCAGAGGAUUGUGCAGGGAAAUCCUGAUUUAGAACUGAACAGGGUGAUCCACGGCGGCACGGCGUUUGCCGCGGCGGUCCAGAACUCGCACGUCGAUGUCGUGCGGUACCUCGCGGGCCUGGGCGCGGACAUGGAGACGCCGAUCCACGACGGGGCGACGCCGGCCUUCAUCGCGUGCUAUCGGGGCAACGUGGAAAUCGUGCGGUUUCUCUGCUCGCAAAUGGUCAACCUCGAGACGCCGAACGCGAACGGGAACACGCCCUUUGCGAUCGCGGCGCAGCACCGGCGGCUCGAUAUCGCGGAGAUUUUAUUGCAGCACGGCGUGAACAUCGCGCCCGUGAACAAGAAGGGGAGCACGCCCUUCUUUUUUGCCUGUCAAGAAGGGAAUCUCGACGUCGUCAAAUUCUUGGUGCGGAACGGCGCCGACGCGCGGCUAGGGAAGAACGGCAUCUCGCCCUUCCACAUGGCGUGUUAUCGGGGUCAUUUGGACGUCGUGACGUAUUUGGUGGUCGAGGUCGAGGUCGACGCGCGCGCGGUCGACGGGUCGGGGCGGACGCCUUUGGAAGUAGCGCGGCGCGCCAAAAAGGCGGACGUCAUCAACUUCCUCGAGCAGAUCGACGCGGAGAAGGACAAGGGGAUUGAUCCUUUGCCGCAGAAGUGA